Messenger RNA from Owenia fusiformis, 834 nucleotides. The record is from the annotation of a GenBank genome assembly. NCBI's taxonomy places the organism in Eukaryota, Metazoa, Annelida, Polychaeta, Sabellida, Oweniidae.
GAUAGGAACAAAAAAGAAUCAAUCAAUCGAUCUAGAACUCAAAAAAUAUCGAAAAGAACUAUUAUUCCAAGUAGCGAAGAUGAGGACUCUAUGGCUGAUAGUGAAACACUCGUUACAACUGAUGUAGGUGAGACCCAAACUGAGACAUCUGAAACAAGUGAAACAUGUACUCUUUUGUCAACUGAGGAAACUCUUGCUACUUCUGACACUGGGGAAACUACAUGGAACCCAUAUUUGGGCAAUGCUACAAUCGAAAAUGUUUGGACAUCGAAAAAAUCAAGUCGCAGACAUCCAAAUAAGAAUACCACAAACUUUAAGAGGCAUACGCAUUUGGGAAAAUUGAAGCCAAAUCGCAAACCUAUAAUUGGCUCUCCUAAAUUCACAUCGACUAUGUUAGAGGGAACUGUUCAUAGCUCCUCCCCUAAAAGGAGGCGGAGCGCAUUUAGUAUGAGUAGCGAUUCAGAACAAAGUCGCUCUAGUAAAAAGUACAAAUCAUCAGGGUACGAAUGUGAUAUGGAAGACUCUGAAUGUACCAGCAAAUCUGGACUGAAAACUAAAACUUUUAAGAGCAAGAGGAAGUGUCUCGGAAAUGAGGAACAUAAUGAUGUCAGCGUAUGUAAUGGACCGGGAAUGUGUUCAAAGUCAUUUUGCUUUGACUGUUUGGAUGCUUAACUCUUGGAGGCCUGCAUUAUUUGGCUGAAAAUUAAUUUUAUUUGCUACCAAUUUGAUUUAACAAGAUCAAGAAUCAGAAUUAGCUUUUUUCCUUCUUUUUUCAGAUUAUUACAUUAAAUACAAUACAUAGACUGCCAAAGUUAAAUUGGUGGCAGAAUUAGC